AUGUUAGACAAAAAGAUCACACAUCGUCCAACCAUCACUUACCGGCCAAUGCGGCCCACUGAUCUCCAAGCUCUACAGCAAAUCCAUGCCGGCUUAUUUCCUAUAAGGUUAGUAGCACUGUUUUCAGGUGUGAGACACCAAUCUUUGCCUAUACUAGAAGACUUUCCCAGCUAAGUUUAGUCCAUCUGGGUCGUGCAGGUACGAGUUGGAGUUCUUCUUGAAUGUGGUCAAUGGUCAUGGGAUAGUCUCUUGGGCUGCCGUUGACAUUAGCGGGUGCGACGACCGGAUGGACAGACUCGUUGGCUUCGUCACCACCCGACUGGUCCCAGCAAAAGAAAGUGAGGUGGUGGAACACAUAUGCAACAAAUAAUAAUAAUAUGAGCAUAUUAUUCUACAGUUUGGUGGAUUGGUUGCCACCAUGCUCAACUUAUUAUUAUCUGGGCUUGUGAUUUACAGAUAGCAGAUUCACUCCGAUAUGAUUCAUCAAGAUCAGAGAAGACAUUAGUAUACAUACUAACCCUUGGAGUUGUCGAGGCCUACCGCAACCUCAGGAUAGGUCAACACACUUUCUCCAUAUUAUUAUUAUUAUUAUUCUGAUGAUUGCUAUUAUUAUUAUUGUCGUUAUUAUUAUUGUUAUUAGCAUUGAUUUAUCUUUCCUUGCGGGGUUCUUGACUUCACUUGCAGCGACUACCCUGGUCCAGGAAGUCAUCAAGUAUGCGUCGAGUAUUCCCACCUGCCGGGGGGUUUACCUGCAUGUCAUUGAUUACAACAACCCGGCGAUCCUCUUCUAUCGUAAGAUGCUCUUCAAGCUCGUCAGAAGGCUCCCAAGCUUCUAUUACAUCCAGGGUCGGCACUUUGAUUCCUACUUAUUCGUUUACUACCUGAACGGAGGCCAAUCCACCUGUUCUCCACUGUAAGUUCCAGACUCACCCACCCAGAUAUCUAUAUAUUUAUGUCUCGCUAUGUUUACCGAUGAGGUGCAUAAUCCGACUUGUGUUUCUUACAUUUUUCAUUAAAAUAAUAAAAUAAUAUAAUAAAAUGAUCUGGGCUGUUGAUAUUUCUUGCCCAGCAGGGGGAUGGUGGCGGCGGUGGCGGCGGUGGCGGCGUACUUGAAGGGGCUGGUGGCCUCGCUGGCAUCGGUGUUGAGGAAGAGCAGCAAGCCGGGAAGGUCUCGGAAACGGGCCGACAGCAAGGACACCGGCUCCCUCCUCUGUACCCAAGAAGGAGAUUCUGGGCUCGUUUAG
This is a messenger RNA of Spirodela intermedia, 1244 nucleotides long. NCBI's taxonomy places the organism in Eukaryota, Viridiplantae, Streptophyta, Magnoliopsida, Alismatales, Araceae. The record is from the annotation of a GenBank genome assembly.